This is a messenger RNA of Durotheca rogersii, 4827 nucleotides long. RefSeq names its product SNF2-family ATP dependent chromatin remodeling factor snf21. The transcript has 3 exons. Lineage: Eukaryota; Fungi; Ascomycota; Sordariomycetes; Xylariales; Xylariaceae. Gene Ontology annotation, cellular component: nucleus. Bases 184 to 4506 code for a protein of 1440 amino acids. The record is from RefSeq and is a predicted model, not a curated record. Gene Ontology annotation, molecular function: histone binding; DNA binding; ATP-dependent chromatin remodeler activity. Gene Ontology annotation, biological process: positive regulation of transcription by RNA polymerase II.
CCUCCCCCCUUAACAUAGAUACCUUCUUUUCGAUAAGACUCGGCGACUUUGUAUUCCGUAACCGUCGCUGUGCCCGCUCUUUAGAUAUGAACGCCUUAUAAUUUGCUCCAAAGGAAAACCACCGUCAAAGAUCCCAGCAUUUACAUACGGUCAACCUCGGCGCCACACCACGCCGCAUCCAACAUGGCUUCCGUCCAGGCUCCUCCUGCUGUCCAGCAUCCAGGCUCGUCGGUUCUGUCGGCGCAGACGAGCCAGGCCCAGGUGCAGGAGAUGUACAUGAAAUUCCAGCAGAUGAAGCAGCAGGGCGUCCCGCAGACCGAUCCAGAAUUCGUCAAAACAAGCCAAUUCCUCGUCAACUUCCAACAGCUCCAGCGCAAGCAACAGCAGUAUAAGCAGCAGAUGCAGGCCGCUCAGAUCCCGCACAAUACGGCUAACGGCGGCGUCAAUGGGAACGUGUCGGGUCCGCAGUCUCUGCAACCUGCCUCUGCCACCACCCAACCGCCGGCCUCUGCUGCGCUGGGAACCUCCGCGAUGCCCUCCACUACCUCGGGUCCGACGGCCCAGCCAACUACGUCGUCGCCGUCGACAGCUUCGCCCAUUACUCAGUUUUCCACCCAACAGCUUAGUCUCUUGAGACAGCAGAUACAGGCGUUCAAGCUUCUCGGCCGCAAUGCUGGAGUGCCCUAUCAGGUGCAACAAGCGCUCAACGCGCAGCGUCAGCGACGGCAAGCCAUUGCCGAACAAGCGACUCAGCCUCCGGCUUCUGCUGGAGCCGCAGCCGCCGCGCCGGCGCCCGAAGCUGCGAAGGCUGACUCGGCCCCUCCCGAGGGCGAUGUUGAGCCUGAGGAGGAUUCAGAGCCGAAGGGCCGAACCUUCAAGACGAUCAAGUCGCCUUAUGAAGGCGGCCUGGUCCGCAAAGACAUCAGCUACUACGACCACGCGCAGCGAAAGCAGCGCCUCAUCAUCCCCAGCAUUUUCCCCACCGGUGUCGACUUCGAGCAGUUGCGGCACGAGCGAGAGAUCAUCAUCUUCAACCGUAUGAAGGCUCGUUACGCGGAGCUGAAGGCGUUGCCGGGCAAUACUGCACAUUGGGACACCACCAAGGAGACGCUCGACCCCGACGACACCCUGAAGCGGAAGGCCAUUAUAGAGUUGAAGUCUCUCGGAUUGUACGCCAAACAGCGCGCUCUCCGCGAGAAGAUUGGCCGGCAGAUGAUGCAUUACGACAAUCUCGCAAUGACAACAAACCGCAGCCAGUACCGCCGAACCAAGAAACAGAGCGUGCGCGAGGCUCGCAUCACCGAGAAACUCGAGAAGCAGCAGCGGGAUGCUCGCGAGAGCCGCGAGAAGAAGAAGCACACCGACUUCCUCCAAUCUGUACAGCAUCACAAGUUUGAAAUCUUGAACUCGGCGCAAUCCGCUAGGGGAAGGCAGUUGAAGGGCGGCAGGUCAAUGUACUCGCAUCACUUUAACAUAGAGAAAGAGGAACAGAAGCGCAUCGAACGGACUGCCAAGCAACGUCUCCAAGCUCUCAAGGCCAACGAUGAAGAGGCUUACCUCAAGCUGCUGGAUCAGGCAAAGGAUACUCGUAUCACACACCUGCUCAAGCAAACCGACGGCUUCUUGCACCAGCUUGCCUCCUCCGUCAAGGCGCAGCAGCGCCAGGCCGCGGAGCGCUACGGCGACGAGAGCGGCGAAUUUGUGCAAGAGGAAGAGAGCGAGAUAGACGAAGAAGACGACGAGGCCGGUCGCAAGAUCGAUUACUACGCCGUCGCCCACCGCAUCAAGGAGGAGGUCACGGAGCAGGCCCACAUGCUUGUUGGCGGCAGCCUGAAAGAAUACCAACUGAAGGGUUUGCAGUGGAUGCUUUCGCUUUAUAACAACAAUCUGAACGGAAUUCUCGCCGAUGAGAUGGGUCUCGGCAAGACGAUCCAGACUAUCAGCUUGAUCACGUACCUCAUCGAGCGCAAGCUCCAGCAGGGGCCAUACUUGGUCAUAGUACCCCUAAGUACUCUGACCAACUGGAACCUCGAGUUCGAGAAGUGGGCCCCGUCCGUCAGCCGUAUUGUUUAUAAAGGACCGCCCAACGCGCGAAAGCAGCAGCAGGAGAAGAUCCGGCAAGGGAAGUUCCAGGUGCUGCUGACAACCUACGAGUACAUCAUCAAGGAUCGCCCGAUUCUGAGCAAGAUUAAGUGGUUCCACAUGAUCAUCGACGAGGGACACCGCAUGAAGAACACCAACUCGAAGCUGAGCGCGACCAUUUCCCAGUACUACAGCACCCGGUUCCGUCUCAUCCUUACCGGCACUCCUCUGCAGAACAACCUGGGCGAGCUGUGGGCCAUGCUUAACUUUGUGCUUCCGAACAUCUUCAAGUCGGUCAAGACGUUCGAUGAAUGGUUCAACACGCCGUUCGCAAAUACCGGCGGCCAAGACAAGAUGGAGCUUAACGAAGAAGAGCAGAUUCUCGUUAUUCGCCGUCUUCACAAGGUGUUGCGACCAUUCCUCCUCCGUCGUCUGAAGAAGGAUGUCGAGAAGGACCUGCCAGACAAGACGGAGAAGGUCAUCAAAUGCAAGUUCUCCGCGCUUCAGAGCCGCCUAUACAAGCAGAUGGUCACCCACCAGAAGAUUACCGUUAGCGACGGGAAGGGUGGUAAGACGGGCGCUCGUGGUCUGAGCAACAUGAUCAUGCAGCUUCGAAAACUUUGCAAUCAUCCCUUCGUGUUCGACGAAGUAGAGAACCAGAUGAACCCUACGAACACCAGCAACGACCUCCUGUGGCGAACGGCGGGCAAGUUCGAGCUCUUGGAUCGGAUCCUGCCCAAGUACAGAGCCACUGGGCAUCGUGUUUUGAUGUUCUUCCAGAUGACCGCCAUCAUGGACAUCAUGGAAGACUUCCUCCGAUUCAGGGGGAUCCAGUAUCUGCGCCUAGACGGUACGACGAAGUCAGAGGACCGGUCUGACCUCCUCAAGACUUUUAAUGCUCCUAAUUCGCCUUACUUCAUGUUCUUGCUUUCCACUCGCGCCGGCGGUCUCGGUCUCAACCUGCAAACCGCAGAUACAGUCAUCAUUUACGACUCGGACUGGAAUCCUCAUCAGGAUCUGCAAGCCCAGGAUCGUGCCCAUCGUAUCGGCCAGAAGAACGAAGUGCGUAUUCUACGACUCAUCAGUUCGAACUCGGUCGAAGAGAAGAUUCUUGAGCGGGCAAGGUUCAAGCUUGACAUGGACGGCAAAGUUAUCCAGGCUGGUCGAUUUGACAACAAAUCCUCGGAGACGGACCGUGAUGCCAUGCUUCGGACCCUGCUAGAGUCCGCCGAUAUGGCGGAAUCGGGCGAGCAGGAAGAGAUGGAUGACGAGGAGUUGAAUAUGAUACUGGCCCGAAAUGAGGACGAAGUCGUCGUAUUCCAAAAGCUUGAUGAGGAUCGUGCAAAGGAUCACCUGUACGGCACUGGCCCAGGGUCGAAGCGCAUCCCGCGGCUCAUGGCCGAAGAUGAGCUUCCGGACAUUUACCUUAGUGAGGGCAAUCCGGUUGGUGAAGAACAAGAAGAGAUCCUCGGCCGCGGCGCUCGCGAGCGUACCCGUGUUAAGUACGAUGACGGUCUAACCGAGGAGCAAUGGCUCAUGGCUGUGGACGACGACGAGGACUCACCAGAGGCCGCCGCGGCACGAAAACAAGCGCGAAAGGACAAGCGAGAAUCGAACAAACUCAAGCGUCUCGCGGUACUAAACGCAUCGGGCGCCAACUCUCCGAGUGCGAGCCGCGCAAGUACUGAAGAGGUCGAGACGCCACCCAAGAAGCGCGGCCGCAAGCCUGGUACCAAGAAUGAGAAGCGGAAAGCCGAAGACGACGAUGCCGAGCCCCCUGCCAAGAAGCGACGGGGUCCUCUAGGGCGGCCUAAGGCAUCGGUGGGCGCGGCUAGCGAUUCGCGUCUUAGCUCGGAGUUGCGACAGGUUCUCCAGAAGAGCCUGCGUAAUAUCUUCGACGGAUUGAUGGGUCUCGAAGCGGACAUCCCACCCGAGGAACAGGUUGAGGACGACGAGGACGAGGAACCUGCCAAGCGCCUGAUCAUCGGGCCCUUCAUCAAGCUGCCGUCCAAACGUGAUUACGGCGACUAUUACGUUCUCAUUCAGAACCCCAUCUGCAUGAACCAGAUACAAGCCAAGAUCAAGAAGGAGGAGUAUAAUAGCAUCAACGACAUGCGCAAGGACAUCGUUUUGAUGUGCAACAAUUGCAGAACCUACAACGAGGACGGAAGUCUUCUCUACUCCGACGCAAUUAAUAUGGAGAAAUUCUUCAACGACCAAGCGCAGGACGAGAUCAACAAGCACCCGGAACUGGGGGAUCUCGAAGACGUCUCAGUGAAAGACAGCUCAGUCGCCCCGACCACCAGCGCCGGAACACCGCAGCCGUCUGCGAGCACGACGAGGAUAAAGCUCGUGACCAACGGCGUCAGCCAAGGGAACGGAAACUCGGGUGGGGGCGGUGCCCAGAGUGAUGGCGAGCCAUGAGUUCUUCCCAGCAUCGCCUUGUCGGGCUUGCCGACGGGCCCCUCCUUUCCUUUCUCGCGGCAGUAAUUAUUUCCACGACUUGAUCGCAACAUGUUAUUUUACGAACAGGGUAUGCCUGGGAUCAGGCGGUUCUCCCUGCGUGGGCGGGGCGUACAGGCGGCGUCAAUCCAUUUUCUGACCAUUUGAAUUUUUUUUUCUAGAGAAAAACUGGUAACGGAGGAAAGAGGAAACGAAGGGCAUGUCAUUACAGAUCGACAAAGGUAUCCGGCGAGGCAAGCCGAUAAAAAAAAUACCCAGGGUUUGUUGCCUCGUUGCGUAUCG